AUCACCUGUUGUUAUAUUAAUAAAAACCACGUCUCUUUUUUCUUCUUUUAUGCAGCUUUACCAACAAGGCCGACUAUGCCAGCUGGGUAGUGAAUUCUGUGAAUUAGAAGUUUUCGCCAAAGUGCUUCGAGCUUUAGAUAAAAGGCAUCUCCUUCAUCACUGCUUUCAGGCACUGAUGGAUCACGGAGUAAAAGUUGCUUCGGUCUUGGCCUAUUCAUUCAGCCGGAGGUGUUCCUACAUCGCAGAAUCAGAUGCUGCCGUAAAAGAAAAAGCGAUCCAGAUUGGGUUCGUCUUAGGGGGGUUUCUGUCUGAUGCUGGCUGGUACAGUGAUGCCGAGAAGGUCUUCCUUUCCUGCCUUCAGUUAUGUACCCUUCAUGAUGAAAUGCUCCACUGGUUUCGUGCUGUCGAAUGUUGUGUCAGGUUACUACAUGUCCGGAACGGCAACUGUAAAUAUCACUUGGGAGAAGAAACCUUCAAAUUAGCACAAUCUUACAUGGAAAAACUCGCCCAGCACGGCCAGCAAGCCAACAAGGCUGCCCUCUACGGAGAGCUGUGUGCUCUGCUCUUUGCAAAGAGUCAUUACGAUGAGGCUUACAAAUGGUGUAUAGAAGCAAUGAAGGAGAUCUCGAUUGGUUUGCCUGUAAAAGUAGUUGUGGAUGUUUUACGACAAGCCUCAAAGGCAUGUGUUGUGAAACGUGAAUUCAAGAAAGCCGAGCAGUUGAUAAAACACGCAGUAUACCUAGCACGGGAGCAUUUUGGAGCCAAACAUCCUAAAUAUUCAGACACUCUACUUGACUAUGGAUUUUAUUUACUCAACGUAGAUAACAUAUGCCAGUCAGUUGCAAUUUAUCAGACAGCCUUGGACAUCAGACAGUCGGUGUUUGGCGGCAAAAACAUCCAUGUAGCUACAGCUCAUGAAGAUCUGGCAUACUCUUCUUACGUUCACCAAUACAGUUCGGGAAAAUUUGAUAAUGCACUAUUCCAUGCAGAACGUGCAAUUGGCAUCAUCACCCACAUUCUCCCAGAAGAUCAUCUCCUCCUCGCCUCCUCCAAAAGAGUUAAAGCGCUUAUCUUGGAGGAGAUCGCAAUCGACUGCCACAAUAAGGAAACGGAGCAGAGGCUGCUCCAAGAAGCUCAUGACCUGCACCUCUCCUCUCUCCAGCUCGCCAAGAAAGCCUUUGGGGAGUUCAAUGUUCAGACAGCAAAACACUACGGCAACCUUGGCCGACUGUAUCAGUCAAUGAGGAAAUUUAAGGAAGCAGAAGAGAUGCACAUCAAAGCAAUUCAGAUCAAGGAGCAGCUGCUGGGUCAAGAAGAUUACGAAGUCGCUCUUUCAGUGGGACACCUGGCCUCGCUCUACAACUACGACAUGAAUCAGUACGAAAACGCUGAGAAGCUUUAUUUGAGAUCCAUCGCAAUUGGAAAAAAGCUUUUUGGGGAAGGUUACAGCGGACUAGAAUAUGACUACAGGGGCCUCAUUAAACUGUACAACUCCAUUGGCAAUUACGAGAAAGUAUUUGAAUACCACAACAUCUUAGCCAACUGGAACCGAUUGAGGGAUCGGCAGUUUUCAGUCACAGAUGCCCUGGAGGAUGUAAGCACCAGUCCUCAAUCAACUGAACAGGUUGUCCAGUCUUUCCUGAUGUCUCAGACCGUCGAAGGACCCAUUUGCUAAGGAACUUGGUCGAUUUUACCAAUUCUUGUUUCAUUCUUCGUUUUCCCCCAGAUUUACACGGGAAAAGUCAUACUGUGAAAUUCGAAACCAUAUAUAUAUAUCUAUAUAUUUUUUUUUCUUUUCCCCCUCCUUUCCCGGAGCUGUUUAAAAAAAAAUUGCAUUGAAACACUGGUCCAGUCCAUAAAAAUCCCCAUUUGGGGGAUGACGUCAACUUUUGAUGGAGUGACCGUGAGCCGGACAUGUGCUGAAUGCACGAGCGUGAGCACAGCAUAUUUUGUUUGGGUUCAAGGUGCGUGUGUAAUCUAUGUGGUUCACAAACACGUACACACAAGCGUGUACGCGUGGGGGGGAAAAAAGAUCUCUAAUAAUCUUCUCUAAUUUUUUUUUUUGUUCUAAAAAAAAAAAAGCCACUUUACAAGAAAUCGCUGCAAAGACUAGAGAGAAAUAAAACCAUUUAACAGUUUUUAAAGAGUUGCAUUCUUAAUUGAGAAAAGAGGGUGGCAGGAUUAUUUUCUUUCUGCAGUAAACAAAAGAGUUUUGUUCAGUAUUAGGGCCUGCAGAAUCUGGAUGCAAAGGAGAAAAGUACGAUCAGGACUUGUGUCCAGACAGAUACCUAGCUUCUGUUGGGGGAAUGUGUUUUCCUGGGCUCACGCAGCAGUGGCAACCUGCCGUUGACCCACAGUGCCAGAAAUAGAUGGCGUAAGAAUUUCCCUGCCUGAUCAAGCUUGCUCCUAGCCCCUUUUUUGUCCUCUGCACCCAGAUCUCCACAGUAGGUUUGAUUUUUUUUUAAAAAAAUCAUUCAGAAGCAAAAACCUGCACAUGUACAGAAAGAAUCUGGGAAGUUUUCUCCUUCUCAACUUAAAGCAACAGAAAUUUCUUUGGAGAAGGAACACGUGUUUGUGAACAGCUCUUUGGGCCUUGGAGAAGAGGUGUGUAAACUGGACCAAUGGGUUCUCUCGCCAUCGUGGUGAGAAGUCUCCAAAACAAACCCCUUGGGCCUCAACUUGCUUUCUUCUUGUAAUAUAGGCAAGGUGUUUAUUUGGUUUAUUCGGUUUUUACUUUUUCUGUGUGUGACAGGACCAGAAUAAUUUAAAGUGGACCAGCCUGCCCUUCGGAAAAAGAAGUUGUGAAACAGUGCCUUGUGUGUACUGUUUCUCACGCUCUCCCGUGUUCCCUUUGACCUGCUGGAUUAAUUUAAUGAAAGGUGCAUUUUCAACAAUAUCCGAGACAUGGCAAGACAGAACAGAGAAUAUAUUAGUAGCUUCCACCGUUUUCAGCCGUUGCAAUGAUAAUGCCUUUUAAACUAUUAUGGAUACACACUAAAUGUUACUUUGCAUAAACAAGCCUUUUUAAAACGCUUCUCCAUCCUUCCCCUUCUGCCUUUUCAAACUAGGCUGUCUCUAAAGACUGUAGCUUGCUUGGGCUAACUUGAGUUGUUUUUCUUCUAAAAGCAUCUGGUUUUAUUUUAUUUUAUAUCUUUGGAGAUGACCAUUCCUUUUAUACUUUGCAGAGGUCACUGAAAUAAUAUCCAAAGAAGAAGAAAAAAGCACAGCAAGGCAGUCACGGUCUCUCUUGCUUCCCUUUCUGUUUUUAAGCCUCCUUGUUUUUGUUAACACUGAACAAACAACCACAAUGUGAUUUCCUUAACUUCAUUUUUAAAUGCUUGUCGUUUCCUUUUCUGUUUUUUUAAGCGUUAAUGCCUAUCUCAUUAGCUUGUCUUAAUUUGAGGGUGGGGUUGCCUUUUCUUUUUAGAUGAACUGUCUUUUAAAUGUUGAGGUAAUAAUUGAAAUUUUGAAAGACCUGGGGAGUCUGUGCCCAGUUUGGAGAGGAGAAACAAAAAACUUGCUCUUACCUCAGUUUUAAAUAUGGGGACACUGACAUUGUCUCUGUAUAUCAAAGUAUUGAUGGGUAGCCACCCCUAUUUUCAGGGGUUUUAUAAGCUGCCAGGGAAAGAGCUUUGGCUAGCAGAAAGCACCUCUAGGAUUUGGAAUGAAUUUUAUUUACCAUUUUAAUUUUGGGGGGAGGGGAAUGAAAGAUCUGCAUGUCUGUUCUUAAAGUCAUGGACUCCACAAAGAAUAGCAAUGAGUGGCUUUGUAUAUUCCUCUUUAUCCUGGAUAUAGCAAUACCAUUGGCUUUUAAAGUAGAAUAUUGCAGGACAGUCCUUUUUGUUUUGAACUAGUGCCUUUCAAGAAUUUCUUUCCCUCCCUCCCUCCCUCCCUCCUUCCUUCCUUCCUCCCUCCCUCCCUCCCUCCCUCCCUUACCCAGAGGUGGGGUAUCUUGUAAUUCUUUGGUGAAAAAUUUGUAAGCAAAUUUUAUGCGGGGACAGACCAGGGCAAAAACACUCUGUACUUUGAAAGAGAAUAGACAGUUGGUUCCACGGAGGUUGGCAUUUGAUUUGGGGGCAUGGCGUCUUGAGUUUGGGAUCAGUCCCUUGAAAAGGUGGUUGGGAAGUGAACAUUAGCAAUCAGAAAUUCUGCUUUCCUUGGGACUCUGACCAGAAGAUUUGGGGUAGCAAGGACAUAUGAAAAACACACCUCCACCUGGGCUGGUGUCUCUAGUAAGAAUUUGCAGAUCUUCAGUCCUGUUUGCAGACAGCUGUAUGGGUGCUCUUAAUAUUUUAAGACUGUUUUUCCCCCCAGUCUUAUAAUAAGGUGUGUUUCUAAGAGGUUCACUAUUUUAAGCGGUUGGCUAGUUUGUCUGGAGAGUUGUUGCUUCUUUGUUUGGUUUCUGGAUCUUAGGACUUCCCCUGGCCUUUUCAAACUCAUUGCUAACUUUUGUCUUUAAGCAGGAUUCUCUAUCAGAGUGGCAGUGUAAACAUUUCACUUCACCCCAUCAUAAGUUUUAAAACCAUUGCUUCUCUCUCUCCUUCCCCAUCUCCUCUCGUGCAGAGGCUGCCUGUUUCCUAAAUCAUGUCGCUUAUAUUCUCACUUGCAUUGAGUUGAGGGGAAAUUAAAUAAAUCCCAAUCAAUUUUUUCGUGCUGGCAGGUUGCAUCGUCCUAACCAUUCCGGCUAACAGGAAGAAGGGAGGAGGACAGUACCCAAAAGAAAUGUGCCUGGAACGCACCACCACCCCUGCCCUGCCCCCAUUUGCAGUGAAAACACGGGAAAUAUUGUCUCCAUCUUUAGAGAAAGUCCCCCCCCCCCCCCUUACAGGGUUGGUUCAUCAGUUGCAGCCCCAUCCUCCCAAAUUUUUCAUUGCAGAAUUAGCCAGACCCGUGUUGGUGGCAUGUUGUCUGAACUGAGCUCCCAGAUGCUGGCUCUUAAGUCCGUUGAUUUUGGAAAUCAUGACACGCUAAAUUCUCACAGCCGAGUAAAGCCAUGCAAAAAGAUUCUUGAUUUUUUCCUAGCCUUCCCGAAUUCCUCGAGAUUAGACUGCUCCCAGUUCUUCUGCUGUUUUCUUGAAAACCUUGCUUUCUCGUGGUGACCAGCAAGUUAAUAAUUCCAGGGUGCCUCCCUGAGUCUUAGACCAGUCUUUUCCAACUCAGCCUUUGUCAAGAUCUUUUGGAUCACAAGUCCCAUCCUCCUCCCCGCCCAUUAUUGCUGGUCACUGGAGGUGAGGAUGAUGGCGUACUAUAAAGCAUGUGGAAAAUUGGCUGCAGUUGCUUUCUCUUUUCCUAAGUGCAAUUAAAACUUGCGGGGGGAAGGGGGGGGGGCGGACUGGAUCGAUGGAUAGUUUGAACUCCAAAUCAGAAAGAGAAACCUGAGAAAACUCAUGAGUUUUAAAUCUUUGGCUGUUGGAAAGACAGGACUGGAAAUAAUGGUGAGCUUUGAGUAAUUUCUUUGGUUGGUGUUUUUUGAGUUGGGGUUAUCCUUCCCAUGCCAGUUCAAGUAUAGAUGUUGCCAAUGAUAUAAAUGUUUAUUUUUCUAAUCCAUAUCAUUUGUUUUACAUCGUGGGUGGAUUUUGGAACAUGAGAAUAUGUUUUUUAUCACUAAAGUAGAAGAUCCAAAUUCCGUUCCUCAGUGAAUCAUGGAUAGUGGCACCACAAUGAGCCAGUUGUGAAGUUUGGUGUACAGUAUUUGCAAGGAAUUAUUUAUCUAAUCUGUUCCCCCAUCCCAGUAGUUAAUUUAACAACAUAUCUUCUUUUUCCCCGAUCCCUUUGCCUUCACCUACCCAGAAAUCACAAUAAGCUGUUAUUUAGAUCAGGGGAAUCUCCAAACGGGACAACCUUAACACUUGUGGACUUCAACGCCCAGAAUAUCUCAUGGCUAGCUGGGGAGUUCUGGGAGUUGAAGUCCACAUGUCUUUUGCCAAGUUUGGAGACUCCCUGAGUUUGGAGAGCUACUGGGAGCAGAAAAAGGAGAAUUCUUGUGAAGUCAGAGGGUAGGUCUUAUUUCAGAGUCACUUUUGAACACUGCCAGCAAUGCCAUGGGACCCACUGGAAAAGAGAGCGAAGGGCAAACUUUUCUAUGUGGUUGUGCUGAACUACACCAAACUUCAGGUGUGUUGCUGUUAAUGAAAGUCCGAGAGGGUACAGGGGUAUUCAAGUCUAGGCCAAUUAAACUGUUGCACACGGAAGAAACUCCAGUUGUUGUUACACCCUUGGGAAGUUGGGUUUGUGGUCAUUCCUUUUUUUUUCACCGUUCUCCUUACUCUCGAGAGCUUGUGUUGCGAAAUAGUUUUGCACGGUUGUGUGAAGCGCUUUGAUUAGGGUUUUGUCAAAAUUGUAAUAAAUAUAUGAGGAUUUACCCGUGCGAGCAAAGUGUUCUGUCCCCCAGGAAGUGAAAUAGGAAAUAUUUACUCCUUCCUUUGCUUGGGGUUUUUGGCGUUGUGAAAACUCAUUUUGGACUUCCAGUUCUUUGCCCGUUUGAUCAGGAUUGUGAAUGGUGAGCAUGGGCGUUAGGGAAACUAGCAGAGCAGAGGCUUAAAAUCUGACACAGAUAUGACAUGUUGCUAUUAUUAUAGGUCUUUUUCCUUCCAUAAAAUUAUAAUUAUUGCAGAAUUUUUCCCGCAGAGCUGCUCGCAGCUGCUUUAAAGAAUUAAAUGGCUCUUGAAAGAACCUUUCAGGUAUAGGGACUUGUUCAGAGGCGAUUCAUUUGUUUAAUUUUCUCUUUCAUUUUGGCCUUCUGUUGAAGUUUGGCUGGAGGUGAUGAAACAAGAGAAUGGGAGAAUCCAGCUUGUCCAGUCUACUUUCUUCAUAGUAUCUUAGUUAAGCAAAGACGGCUAUCCUAACUAUACACUUGUUUUGUACACAACACAAUUCCUUUGUGAAUUUUGAGGAGUUGGUGGAGGGAUGCUUUAGCCAGGCAACCGGGAUAGGAACAAUCACCUCAGUUGCAAUCCCUGGAUUAAGCCGUUUCUGGAUUUAAGCUGUUGAUUUCUGUGGAAAACGAUUUGUGAGCCUAGAAUGUUGUGUUUACUUUUGGUGGAUAUCUACAGGGCAGAGUUCACACAAGAGGUGGUUUAGGAUCCACCCCAUCCACACACACACCCCCAGGUGCAUUGAUGGAGCUGGAACCGAGUUGGUUGCGGUUUGAGGUGACGGUUUUAAAAAUUCUCUCCUGUUCCCAAGGAUGCAAAUCGCUUCGUGGCUUGUACAUGGUAGGGAACCCUUGAACCCAGGACAAAUAUAGUUUGAACUUGUCCGCUUCUGUACACAAAAGGACACAAUCUAGCCAAAGUGGACGACUCCUUCAGACCGUUUGGAGUCUCUCACCAAAACCCAAGAGGGCUUGUAAAAAAUUGCCCCAAAGUUGUCUUCUGUAAUUGACCAGAUUGAUUGAAAUGCAUCCUGAAAGCACCAUUGCUAUUUUCUUGGCAGCGUGUCUAAACUCCGCGUGAUGGCGUGUCUUUGUAACUGUCAUCACAUCUACAUCCUUCUCCCCUAGUCCCAUCCCAACUGGGUUUUUUUAGGACAGAUAAAAUUACUGGCUGUAGAAAGAGGAGCAGGUGUUGGAAGAGCGGUGAGCUCCCUCUCCUUUGGACCAUGCCUUUUUAGUACCAGCAAUGACGACGUUUCACUCUCCGUGCAGGUCAGAAAUCGAUCUUGUACCACGGGGUGAAUUUGUGGUGGGGGAAACGACGGCACUUAGCAGUUGGUAACUUCUUUCACGUGCCUCCUAGAGCGACCGUAGACUUCAAAGUAGGUUCAGGAGAAUUGCUGCAGACCUCGGGUAACCCCAAGACCUCUGCUUUCCCAGUGGAAGGCGUCGGGAUUUCAUCUGGGCCGCUUAAGAAGAGCCCCUGAAAAUAGAGCCAACCGCUUGAAGGAAUCGUUCGAUCCCUUCCGAUCACCAAACUCAAAAAGUGGUAUCUUUCUUAAAAGCUCUUUUAUUUCCCCCCCCCCGCCCGAAAAAAUAAAUAAAUCAUAAUAUAAAAGCUGCUUGGAUUAACUGCAGAGAGGGGUGCUACCUUCACCUUGUCUGCAGCAAUUCCUCUGAAUUGUGUGUGGUUGUUUUUUAAAAAAGCGUGCACAGCCUUCGUGCCUUUUCGUCGGACGCUGAAGCCACUCUAAAUUUGGUGCCUUCCACGUGGAUUGGACCACCGUUCCCGUCACUCCCAGUUU
This is a messenger RNA of Pseudonaja textilis, 8178 nucleotides long. The record is from RefSeq and is a predicted model, not a curated record. NCBI's taxonomy places the organism in Eukaryota, Metazoa, Chordata, Lepidosauria, Squamata, Elapidae.